Molecule: messenger RNA, 2700 nt
Organism: Megalops cyprinoides (Indo-Pacific tarpon)
Lineage: Eukaryota; Metazoa; Chordata; Actinopteri; Elopiformes; Megalopidae
Product: vomeronasal type-2 receptor 1
Exons: 6
Coding region: 82-2700 (872 amino acids)
Biological process (GO): G protein-coupled receptor signaling pathway
Cellular component (GO): membrane
Molecular function (GO): G protein-coupled receptor activity; olfactory receptor activity
Source: RefSeq, a predicted model, not a curated record
GAACCCAGCUGCAAAUUGAAGGCAAAGUUUAAUUUGAAUGGCUACAAGAACACAGAGAAGAAGCAGGUGAUCGUUGGGGGGAUGUUUCCUGUACAUUCUCGCCUGGUCUCAACUGACAGUAACACUUCAUCGGUGCCCACGUCGUCGGGAUGCGAAGGGUUUAAUUUUCGUACAUUUCGGUGGACACAGACAAUGCUGUUUGCAAUUAAUGAAAUAAAUAGUAGAGAUGACCUCCUACCAGACACAGACUUGGGCUACGUCAUCUAUGACUCCUGCUUCACCAUCUCCAAGGCAGUGGAGGGCACAUUGACCUACCUCACAGGGCAGGAUGAGGCCGUGCCCAACUACCGCUGUGGCACAGGGGCACCGCUGGCAGCUCUUGUGGGUGCAGGGGGCUCUGAUCUCUCCAUUGCCACAGCCAGAAUUCUUGGCCUGUACUACUUCCCACAGGUUAGCUACUCGUCCUCAUGCACUGUGCUGGAAAGUAAGUUCCAGUUCCCCACUUUCCUGCGCACUAUUCCUAGCGACGUACACCAGUCACAGGCCAUGGCUCAGCUGGUGCUGCACUUUGGCUGGACCUGGGUGGGCACCAUCGCCGCGGACGACGACUACGGCAAGUAUGGCAUCAAGUCCUUCAGGGAGGAGGUGGAGGAUGCAGGUGUGUGCAUCUCUUUCUCCGAGACUCUGCCCAAGGUCAGCUCUCCUGAGGCCAUCCUGCGCAUCGUCGAGACGGUCAAGCAGUCCACCGCCAACAUCAUCGUGGUGUUCUCCUCUGACGUGGACCUGAGCCCUCUUGUCGAUGAGCUGCUGCGCCACAAUGUCACCAACCGCACCUGGAUCGCUAGCGAGGCCUGGGUCACCUCCGCCCGAAUCGCCCGGCCUGGGAUCCACUCAGUCCUGGGUGGGACACUGGGUUUCGGCAUCCGCAGAGGCGUCAUCCCAGGGCUGCAGGAGUACCUCCUUGACAUUGACCCGUACCAGGAUCCGCUCACAGAGGAGUUCUGGGAGACGGCCUUCAGCUGCACCCUGGAUUACGGACGAGCGAUGCGGAGCGUGACCAUGAGAGAGGCAGCGGCUCUUAACACCUCAAACUCCAGGAGCGCUGCCGUCCCCAACGGACUGUGCACAGGCAAGGAGUUGCUGGCCCUCCUCAACAACACAUACUCAGACGUAUCACAGCUACGUCUAACCUACAGCGUGUACAAGGCGGUCUACACUGUGGCCCAUGCCCUGCACAACCUGGAGUACUGUAAACCAGGGGAGGGGCCCUUUGAAAAGAACAGCUGUGCCAACAUCUCCAACUUCGAACCCUGGCAGUUAAUGUACUACCUGAAGAACCUCAGAUUCAACGUCCCACACACAGGAGAGACCAUCUUUUUCAACGACGGGGAAGUUCUCGGGGAGUAUGACAUCAUCAACUGGCAGUGGAACCUUGACGGCAGCAUCACCUACGCUCAGAUCGGUCACUACAACAGCUCAGCGCCCCUUGGGGCCAGGCUGACCAUUGAUAACGGGUCCAUCAUCUGGAACAAUAAUGUUCUGGAGACACCGCGCUCUGUGUGCAGUGAGAGCUGUCAGCCUGGAACCAGGAAGGGCAUCCGGCAGGGAGAGCCUGUUUGCUGCUUCGAUUGCAUCCCCUGUGCAGACGGCGAAAUCUCAAAUCAAACAGAUGCAAGGGAAUGUAUUCAGUGCAGUGAGGACUACUGGUCCAAUGCCAAUCGGGACACCUGUGUGCCCAAGACUAUCGAGUUCCUGGACUUUGGGGAGCCCCUGGGCAUCACCUUGAUUGUGAUCUCCGCAUUCGGGGCACUGGUAACCAUAGCGUUUGCUGUGGUGUUCCUGUUGCAUGUGAACACACCCUUGGGGAAGGCGAAUGACCCAGCGCUGACCCUCACACUGCUGCUGUCCCUGGUAGUGACCUUCCUGUGCUCCAUUGUCUUCCUGGGUGAACCACAGCACUGGUCCUGCAUGACCAGCCAGGUGGCGCUGGCCCUGGGCUUCGCCCUCUGUCUGUCCUCCCUCAUGGGCAAAUCCGCCGUGCUCAUGCUCCGUGCCCGCGCCCUAAAGGCCGCCAAAUCCGCCAAGUCCGGCGAGCCCAAAGCCAACGCCGACGACGGAGAGGACGCUCUUCGGCCCGCCCACCAGAGGGCAGUAGUGGCAGUGUGCACUCUGAUCCAAGUGAUUGCAUGCACAGUGUGGCUGAUUCUGCUGCCCCCUCACCCGGUCAAAAACACGGCCGCCCAGAACAUCAAGAUCAUCCUGGAGUGCGACGAGGGCUCCAUCGUCUUCAUCUGCUGCAUCUUCGCCUACGAUAUCCUGCUGGCGCUGCUGGCCUUCGUCUUCGCCUUCGUCGCCCGCAAGCUGGAGGACCACUUCAGCGAGGCCAAGUGCAUCACCUUCGGCAUGCUCGUCUUCUUCAUCGUGUGGAUCUCCUUCGUCCCCGCCUACCUGAGCACGCGCGGGAAGUUCAUGGUGGCCGUCCAGAUCUUCGCCAUCCUGGCCUCCAGCUUCGGCCUGCUGUUCUGCAUCUUCCUGCCUAAGAGCUACGUCUUCCUGGUGAAGCCUGACAGGAACGCGGAGGAGCUGAUGAGGCCCCGUCCCAAACCCCGUGACAGCACGGCCACGGGCACGUCUGCCUCCGCCUCCUUUGCCACAGAUGUCAAUGGCACCACUGUGUCCACCGUCUCUGUCGACGACUAA